Molecule: messenger RNA, 1442 nt
Organism: Cervus elaphus (red deer)
Lineage: Eukaryota; Metazoa; Chordata; Mammalia; Artiodactyla; Cervidae
Product: ubiquitin carboxyl-terminal hydrolase MINDY-3-like
Exons: 2
Coding region: 1-681 (226 amino acids)
Biological process (GO): protein K48-linked deubiquitination
Molecular function (GO): cysteine-type deubiquitinase activity; K48-linked deubiquitinase activity
Source: RefSeq, a predicted model, not a curated record
AUGAUGGCUGCACGGGCUGGAGCGCGGAACGAGAAGCUGCGCCUGCUCUCUGUGCCUUCCCCGUCAGAGCGGUCCGGGCAGCCGGGGGCUUGGUGGGCGCACUCUCCCCAGGUUAAGUAUGUAACCUUGAAGGCAGGCUAUAAGGUUGGCUCUUACUUGAAAUCUCCAAAAUUCCCUAUUUGGAUUGUUGGCAGUGAAACUCACCUCACCGUAUUUUUUGCCAAGGAUAUGGCUUUAGUUGCCCCUGAGGCUCCUUCAGAACAAGCCAGAAGAGUUUUUCAAACUUAUGAUCCAGAAGAUAAUGGAUUCAUACCUGACUCACUUCUAGAAGAUGUGAUGAAAGCAUUGGACCUCGUUUCAGAUCCUGAAUAUAUAAAUCUCAUGAAGAAUAAAUUAGAUCCAGAAGGAUUAGGAAUCAUAUUAUUGGGUCCAUUUCUUCAAGAAUUUUUUCCUGAUCAGGGUUCCAGUGGUCCAGAGUCUUUUACUGUCUACCACUACAAUGGAUUGAAACAGUCAAAUUACAAUGAAAAGGUAAUGUAUGUGGAAGGAACCGCAGUUGUUAUGGGGUUUGAAGACCCCCUGCUACAGACAGAUGACACGCCCAUUAAACGCUGUCUCCAAACCAAAUGGCCAUACAUUGAAUUACUCUGGACCACAGAUCGCUCUCCUUCACUAAACUGAUUUGCCUAAGUAUUUAUAAAGAAGAUUGCAAUAGCAGAUGUUGAAAAAAGGAUGCAAGACUGGCAAGUGACCCAGUGAAGCUAUACACUGGUAUCACCGAUAAACUGUAAAUAACAAUUAAAGACACAUUUUCAGUGUUUAAGAUAUGUUUAAAUUAUUUGUUUUAAAGCUUUAUGUUAAAGGUUACCCUAUUUAAAUUCUUUAUGUGAAAUUUACUAGCAAAACUAAGCUUUAAUCAAAGUUCAUCACUGUUGCAGUCAGAUAAUUUGGUCAUUUGCCAAAUUACAGACAUUAUAUUACAAUAGCAUUUUUAUAUUGAGUAUCAAGGUUACUAUUUAUAGACUUCUACUUUGGGAUUUUAUUUCAUUCAGGCACCAUUUAUUGUUUAAGUGAUUCUGGCAUGCAAUACAUCAGCCUCCACAUUGAAAUGCAAAAGAGUUUUUACCUUCAUUAUUUCUAAAAUUUGGUUUCCAUUAGAAAUAUUGAUAAAUAACAAAUUAUCAACCUGGAUCUUUGACAAUUGGCUUAGCUCUGGCAUGUGUAUAAAAAGUAGAAACUAUAAGGGAACAUUACCAUUUAGUCACAGAUAUAUAGAGGAUGUAUUUUAAAAAAUGAUAGGAAAGAAAAUCUGUUUGAUAGUCUUAACACUGUUAACUUUCACUGUAUUGCCAAUUACACAUUUCCAAAUUUGUCCCAACAGCCCUGUAAGCCAGCUUUCUUGUAUAUUUAUAAAUGUGAUAAAUGCAUGAGAACAUCUGUUA